CGGCCGGGACCCCGCGGGCGGGGCUGCUCCGGUUCCUCGGCUCCUCUCCUCCCCCAGGCUGCUGCCGCCCGCGCCGGCGGCUGCUCGGUCCCACCGCGGCCCCUGCGCUCCGCUCCCCCCAGGAUGCAUCAGCAGGACAUUGCCAACGUCUGACAGGACUGACCCACAUCAGCACUGUACCAGAGCCUUCGAGUGUGGGAGCAGAACCCAGAGGAGUGGAAAGUGCUGAGCCUGGGCUGAACACAUCAUGGGGGCAACCACCUCCAGCAAGUCACCACCCUUUGAUGGGAAUGAGGAUGUUACCUUCGACCAUUUUGAGAUUUUGCGAGCUAUUGGGAAGGGCAGCUUUGGAAAAGUCUGUGUGGUGCAAAAGACUGACACCAAGAAGAUGUACGCCAUGAAAUACAUGAACAAACAGAAGUGUGUGGAGCGUAAUGAAGUGAGAAAUGUUUUCAAGGAGCUGCAAAUUAUGCAGGGCCUGGAACACCCUUUCUUGGUUAACUUAUGGUACUCAUUUCAGGAUGAAGAGGAUAUGUUCAUGGUGGUUGACCUGCUGCUUGGAGGGGACCUGCGCUACCAUCUCCAACAAAAUGUGCGGUUCCAAGAGGGAACUGUGAAACUCUUCAUCUGUGAGCUGGUGCUGGCCCUUGACUACCUGCAGAGUAGGCACAUCAUCCACAGAGAUAUCAAGCCCGACAACAUUUUACUGGAUGAGCACGGACAUGUGCACAUCACCGAUUUCAAUAUCGCCACAAUGCUGACAAAGGAGAGCCAUGUCACCACCAUUGCUGGCACAAAGCCCUACAUGGCACCUGAAAUGUUUAACUCCACAAAACCCACCAGCUACUCCUUCGCCGUGGACUGGUGGUCACUGGGAGUCACUGCCUAUGAGCUGCUCAGGACUCGGAGGCCAUAUCACAUUCGGUCCAACACUUCCGCAGAUGACAUCGCUCAUGUGUUCAAGACAGCUACAGUGAUGUACCCUGCCGCGUGGUCCCCGGACAUGGUGUCACUGAUCAAGAAGUUGCUCGAGCUGAACCCCGAGAAACGUUUUUCUCAGCUAAAGGACAUCCAGUCCUUCCCGUAUCUGUCUGAUGUGAACUGGGAUGCUGUUCUCCAGAAAAGAGUAAUGCCAGAAUUCAUUCCCAUGAAAGGCAGACUGAACUGUGACCCAGCCUUUGAACUGGAAGAAAUGAUCCUGGAAUCCAAACCUCUUCACAAAAAAAAAAAGCGCUUGGCUAAGAAGGAGAAAGACACAAGCAAAAGCAAUUCAUCCCAGGCCAGCCACCUCCAGAAGCACCUGGAAAUGCUCCAGAGGGACUUCAUUGUUUUCAACAGAGAAAAGGUGAGACCUCACCAUGACAGCAUCCAAGAGACCAUGACAAAAAGUGGAGGUACACACAGGGAGGACAACCAGAACAACCACCUCUGAGAACAGCACAGCCCGUGCAGGGGACCUCCUCGUGGGGCUGCGGCUCACCAACCCAUGCACCUUCACAGUGUUGGGCCAUGGACUUGUCCUCUGCUGCUGGGACCCUGCCAACAGCCCAGGGCACAGAGGAGAGCUGGGCCACAGUUGAUUAGACUCAGAUCCUGUUAAGUUGCCUUUCCUGGUGGCAGGAAUGGGACCACAAGACAAUGGAUAAGACAGUAUCCACUGUUUUGGCUUGGCUGGCAGUUGCCACAGCUCUUGGUGUCACCAUGCAGGCAACUGCCACAGUGUGACCGAGAAGCUGAGCUGCAUUGUGCUUAGAGGUGCCCACCACCACGUCAGUCGCGGUACUGGGACCACAGCUGUGCCGUGCCUGAGGGCUCUGCAGAGGUUGGGAUUUCUGCAUGGAUGGGCUCAUGGCUGGCUGCCUGAGGUGGAAGAGGUGGCUCUCAGAUGCAGGGUCUUCACCAAUGCAUUGUGACAAAAGUGGCCUUUGCUUACAGGCAGCUCCUGCAAACAUCUAUGAGGAUGGGCACAGGAGGCUGAAGAUGAGCUCCUUCCUUAGUUGGGAGGAGGCAGCAAAGGUUUCCUGCCCAUUUAGCCCUCUCUCCAUGUACCCAGCAGGGCUGGCAUGGUGCGUGGUCGGUGUGCCGACAGAUGUGGACACCAAGAGGUAACAAGCAGGCACUGGUGAAUCCCGAUGCUUUACCAGUCUAGCCUGAAAAAUCCAUUCACUAUCAUGUUAAACUGCUGGAGUUCACUGAAUCUGAUGGGGUUUGGCUUCUAAAACAAGAGGGAAACGUGAAUGUGUAUUUUGAAUCUCUCUACCACUGAAACAACACUCGAUUUAAGCAGGGACUGCUUACAGGAAAAACUGCAGUGCUGAUGUGGUCUUGCCAAGACCGAGAUUGGCCAAAGCAUUGCUACUGUGGUAAUGGCGGGAAUUAUGCUAUUAUUUAAAUGCUUUGACAGGCCUGAGGUUUCACCUCCUUAUUUGACAUUUUUCCCAUUCUCAGCAAUAUAGUGAAUGCAUGAUGAA
Molecule: messenger RNA, 2471 nt
Organism: Corvus hawaiiensis (hawaiian crow)
Lineage: Eukaryota; Metazoa; Chordata; Aves; Passeriformes; Corvidae
Gene: STK32A
Product: serine/threonine kinase 32A
Exons: 13
Coding region: 248-1432 (394 amino acids)
Biological process (GO): protein phosphorylation; regulation of signal transduction; G protein-coupled receptor signaling pathway
Molecular function (GO): ATP binding; G protein-coupled receptor binding; G protein-coupled receptor kinase activity
Source: RefSeq, a predicted model, not a curated record